AUGGUUGCAAUGAAUGAAGAUAGGACCAAGAAGGUCCUGAUCUCGUAUGCCGUUACUUCUGGACCAUUGGCAAUCUGUUUGAUUUGUUGUCUGUGCUCGUACAAGAUGGCUUUCACAAAGAACCUCAGAGCUCAUGCAGGGGAAAGAAUAUAUAGCCCACUCUUCCCACUCAUCGCCUACUCCUACCGAAAUAUCAAGUACCUCUAUAUAAUGUUCUUCGUUUUUGGAAUCUGCUCUGGAAUCUAUUUGUCAAUGGGAGUUAUUGGGAUCCUACGCAUAUUUUCUCUCGAAAUGUUUUUCGGUAUGUCGUGGGCUAUUACCUUGUACGUGGCAACAUACCAAAUGGUUAUUUCGAUCAUCUCCAUUCAUCGAUUCAUCAGCAGUCAUCAAUCUCCGGAACUCCGGAGAGAUCCGACACGAAAGAAUGUGUUCUUACUCAUCGUUUUCGUUGCCCUUUUGAUGAUUUUCAAAGAUAUUGGAAUUGGCGCUUGGAUGUUGGUUCUUGCGUUUGGGAAAGAUUUUAGACUGGAAAAACUUACUACGGUUAUGUUGUACUACUCGGUGGUCUACAUCACCCGCCAAAUCCUCCUGUUCAUCGCCACAAUCUUCCAAUUCUGCAUCUCCGAAGCACCAAAAUCUCACUCCGAGUAUUGCGUUGUCACCGACGCAAAGUACAUUGGACUCGUCAAAAUUAUUCUCGGUACUAUCUGCUUUGCAAGCUAUCUUCUCAACUUCGAAAUCACAAUAGCGUCCACUCUCUUCUUCGGAAUCGACAUGUUCCUGGUGCCAGUCGUCGUUCAGAUCACUGAAAUUCGAGCCAACCCAAAUGUGAUCAUCCCGACGGAAAUUCAACUAGAGCCACUGAUCGUCUAA
Molecule: messenger RNA, 873 nt
Organism: Caenorhabditis briggsae
Lineage: Eukaryota; Metazoa; Nematoda; Chromadorea; Rhabditida; Rhabditidae
Exons: 6
Coding region: 1-873 (290 amino acids)
Source: RefSeq, a predicted model, not a curated record